Messenger RNA from Danaus chrysippus (African queen), 2577 nucleotides. The record is from the annotation of a GenBank genome assembly. Lineage: Eukaryota; Metazoa; Arthropoda; Insecta; Lepidoptera; Nymphalidae.
AUGGAGAAGGUUGUACGCGGGGUCCACAUCGAGCCAGCACAUAUUGUUAAGAAGCGUAGCAUUGACCAACCUUUAAGGAUAAGCAUAUUUUAUGACCACUCUGUAUAUAGGUUAGAACCAGAAAAAUUCGUUGUCAUUAACAACACUAUACUCCCAGAAGCGGUGAAAUUUUGGGAGAGCGCCCUUAAAGUGAGGAAAACUGGGGGACCAAUUAAACUUAAUAGAAAAUGUCCAACACGACAAGUAUUCUUACACGAAGGUAGAGCGUACUGCAUAGACUUCUGCAGCGUUGACACGAUGUGUGGAGAAGUCAAGGUUCCCGAACAUCAUCUUAAUCCUUGCUACGUAUGCAACAGCACCGGCCACAACUGCAGAGCUCUGCCAAGAGAAGUUGAUUUAGACGAUGAGAUUACAGCCACGGAGAUCUCUGGGAAUGCUCUUAAUGAUGGAGUUGAUAAUGCAGUACCAGAAGUUAGCAGCGCAGAGAGUUCAAGAAUCGACCCGAUCGGUAUAGAGAAGACCGAUUUUGUUUUAUACGUCAGUGCUUUGGAGACAAAUCGGUGUAAGCGGGGACUUACAGUGGCAUAUGCUUCUCACUGUCAACAGGAAUCGGCGUUAGAUCGACCGGUAGCUGGUCACGCGAACUUCUGUCCAGCAGAACUUUCCACGAAGGCUCGCGACUUGCCAUCCCUACUAUCCACAGUGAAACACGAGAUGCUACACGCAUUAGGCUUCAGCGUCUCACUGUUUGGCUUCUACAGAGACGACAACGGUGAACCAUUGACGAAACGACGCAAGGAUACAGGGAAUCCGCCGCUAGAUGAACAGUUGCAAAUACACAAAUGGUCGUCGAAAGUGGUCAGAAAUGUAACGAGGAAGAAAUGGAUGGUGCGUGGUGGUUAUAUGGAAAGGACGUUGCAAAUGGUCGUAACUCCACGCGUGGUAAAGGAGGUCCGCGAACACUUUAACUGUUCUCUGCUAGAGGGCGCUGAGUUAGAAGAUCAGGGAGGUGAUGGAACAGCCCUUACACAUUGGGAGAAAAGAGUUUUUGAGAACGAAGCGAUGACAGGCACACACACACAGAACAGUGUGUUCAGUAGAAUAACCUUCGCACUCAUGGAAGAUACUGGCUGGUACCGCGCCAACUAUGAACAUGCGACUAGUCUAGACUGGGGGAAGAAUUUGGGAUGUAACUUCGCGAUGACGUCAUGCAAGCAGUGGCUCAACACGCAAAGGUUCAGCAGCGAUACGGAUAACACUACAGCGGACAUUACAAACGUGACGGAACCCGUGCGUAAAAACCCAGCACCAUUCUGCGAGAGGGUCAAGGGUGAUCCGUUAAGAACUGAAUGCUCGCCUCGAAGGAACGCCGUGGUGUUGUGUAAUCUGGUCAAACACGACAACAUCCUGCCCAGACAAUACCAGCAUUUCGACACAUUACCCAACAUCAAACCGGGUGAAGAAGCAAAGUACGGCGGCUCUGUGUCUCUAGCAGACUACUGUCCCUACCUACAAGAGUUCUCUUGGAAACAUAAGAGCGUACUCGUCAGAGGGAGUAGAUGUUCAUAUGAGGAAAAUACGCCCAAUAUGGAGGUAAAUUUUGCUCUUGAGAACUACGGGCCGCAUUCAAAGUGUUUCGACCAUAGUGACAAAGUGUGGGAACAGAAGUCAUGUAGACAGAUAAGAGAAUGGCAACACUGGGGCUCUGGUUGUUACAAGUACAAGUGUGAAAAUGGAAGGAUUCAUGUUGUGGUGGGUAACUACACAUACACCUGCUUCUUCGCCGGCCAGGUGUUGCAAGUGAAAAUCAUUCAGAAGGGCUGGCUUCAUAGAGGAGGCGUGGUCUGUCCUCCUUGUAGGGAAUUAUGUGGAGAAGAAUUCAAGAGUCGCAACGAGUACUGUAAGGGCGGGGAAGAAGCGCCUCCCCCUAAUUUAUACCCUAACGACUUCCUCGCGUGCAGCGGAAGUACCAACCGGGCGGCCAUCUUGUUGUUGGCGGCCAUUUUGUGUGUGAUCCGUCUGCUGGUCAAUGUGACACACAGCUAUGUUCUUCUCCAAGUACGGAAAACAGAUAACCAGUCAAACGUGGACGCCCUCAUCCACAAAGUGGUGCCACCUCAGCAAUUCCAAAAAAUAGCAAAUACAGCGAGAAAACAAUUCAAGAACUAUAAACAGUUCAAGAUAAAAAGCAAUCCCAACGACAAAGAGUUAGAAAGCGUUAUAUUUGCGAUAAAAACGAAUACUGACUCAAAAAGAAGACACAACGAUGGCCCAGAAUAUUCCAUGGUGUUUGAGGAUUUGAAGAAGAAGGUUCUAGAUUUUUUCAGUCUACCCGACAAGAAUGAUAUCCCAAAUUUGAGAGCUAAAAUGCAGAAGUAUGAUAUAAAGCCACAGUUGGUUAAUUUCAGGGACGGUAAUGGAAAGCCGUCUCUGAUGUACGAAGUAGAGGCGAAGUCAUUGCUCGAUACUAUAAAAGAUACGAUCAUGUCAAAGAAAUUCAACAACCUCGCAAACAAAAUAGCACAAAAAGCCGGUUUGAUUUUGCGCACACUUAAUGAGGAAUUGAAUAAGAAUUAA